AAUGCUGAGACGGACACAAGAAAGUCCAAAGAGAUAUUGUCAAACCUCAUCUGCUUCAUGGCAUGUAUAUGUUUGUCAGUCCCGUGAACCUUAAGAACAACAGCAAAGGCAGAGGAGAGGAGAGGACUUGGAAAUGGCUUUCAACUCAACUUGCAAGGACAAGAUCAGAAGCAGCAGCGUGCUCCUAUGCUGCAAGCUCUUCAUCUCCGAGUCGAGGAACCGCGGGGCCCUUGACUGUAUCGAGCGGGCAGCCCGGCUCGAGCCCGAUGCUGUAAUCGUCAAGAAGUUUGAGGACGGGGCUUACAAUCGGGUCCGUUACACACUCGUGUCCUACGUCCUUCACGACUCGACGGGAUGUCCAGUGUACAGCCCCCUGCAGCGGGCUGUGGUGGCUAUGGCUGAAGCUGCAUAUGGAGCAAUAAACCUCGAGUUGCAUUCGGGGGCCCACCCGCGGGUCGGGGUCGUGGACGAUAUCGUCUUCCACCCACUGGCACGGGCUUCUUUGGAAGAAGCCUCUUGGCUUGCCAAGGCGGUUGCUGCUGAAAUUGGAAAUCAAUUCCAAGUGCCGGUGUUCCUGUACGGGGCUGCGCAUCCGAUGGGAAAGGCCCUCGACACGAUCCGACGCGAGCUGGAUUACUACCGGCCCAAUUACCUGGGCUGCCAGUGGGCUGGGUGGACAGUGCCCGAAACCGUUCCCGUGAAGCCCGAAGUGGGCCCGGAUCAGGUCUCCCGGGCUAGGGGCAUCGCCAUGAUCGGGGCACGCCCAUGGGUGGCACUAUACAAUGUCCCAAUCCUCUCCACGGAUGUCUCGGCAGCUCGAAGGAUCGCCCGGGCGGUGAGCGCAAGGGGCGGUGGGCUGCCCACGGUGCAGACAUUGGGCCUGCUCCACGGAGAGGACUUGACCGAGAUUGCCUGCAUGCUUUUGGAGCCCAACCGGGUCGGGGCGGACCGGGUUCAGAACCAGAUCGAAGUACUUGCGGCCCGGGAAGGAUUGGAUGUCGAAAGAGGCUAUUUCACUGACUUGUCGCCUCAGAUGAUUGUAGAGAUGUAUUUGAAAUUGGUGUCCGAUCGACCGUGAACAUAACUCUUAAUUGACCUCCUUUAUCAUCCGUCUGUAAAUAGACCUAAAUAAUUGUCAAUAUAUGUUUAUCAUCGUA
This is a messenger RNA of Punica granatum (pomegranate), 1157 nucleotides long. The record is from RefSeq and is a predicted model, not a curated record. Lineage: Eukaryota; Viridiplantae; Streptophyta; Magnoliopsida; Myrtales; Lythraceae.